Symbiodinium necroappetens is the source of this 447-nucleotide messenger RNA. NCBI's taxonomy places the organism in Eukaryota, Dinophyceae, Suessiales, Symbiodiniaceae. The record is from the annotation of a GenBank genome assembly.
AUGCCUCGACGUCUUGCGGAGAUCCCGCCUGACGACGAGUGGUCCCAGGAGGCUGCGAAAACCUUUUGGUGGGGAAACUGGAGGGAUCCUAGCAACUGCUUAUUUCCGUGGCUGUACGAAGAUGGACAGCCUCGUCCGCGAUACCCGAUGAAGGAUGACUGGGGUGUGCAACCAUUUCCUGUGGAUUAUAAUUCCGAGUGGGCUCGCGGCAGGCCCCAAUGGGAGGUGUACCUGGAUGCGUAUGAUGCCUGGAAUCGAGAGACCUGCCGCCUCAUCGAAGUGUACCGUCGCAAGGUGGAGGAGUUAGAUUACGAGGAAAGCGUGGAGGUUUACGAAGGCAAGUUUCCAGACGUUCCGGAUUAUCCCACAGCAAAUGCCGAUGUACUCGUGGCGGCGGCAGAACCUGAUGUUGUUGCCCGGAAACCCAGUGCAGCGAGGUUGUUGUAA